AUGAUUAGGGGAUUGCUUGAAAGCCAGGAGUUACAGGAUUACGCCUGUCAAAAGGAUAUGAACAAGCUGACUGCGGACGGCUCCGAAACAGUUGUUCCUGGACAGAUUGAAGGCGCAGGAAUUACAAGCCUCAGCCCUGAAAAUGAGCAGCAGAGUCUCCCUCCGCAGGCCCCGUGCCCCUUGGCGAAGGCCUCCACUGGCAGCAGACCUGUUUCGCCUGAAGAAGCCAAGGCAAACGAUUUGGAGAGGACCAAAGUUGGGAUCUGCAAGCUCAGCAGCAGCAGCUCUGGGCAAGCCAACGCCACCCUCCGCAAGGAUCCUAUCGAGACCUGUCCGCUCAAGAGCAUCCUCACUGCGGGGCCCACGGCCUCGGCCCCGAUCCCGCACUGCAAAAUCCCCACUUUGCAAAGCCUAGAUGGGGAAGCUAAUCAGAGCCUUGGGAAGAGCACGCUGGAGCAAAACAAUGCCAAAGGCGGCUGGGUGCCCAUGAGCCAGAGCACCGUGGUACUGGGCACAGAUGGGAACACUUCUGUUCUUCCUGGCAGCGUCAAUGGGGAUGACGAAGAAGGGGAUGAGAAUAAAGCCCGAGGGAACUGGUCUAGCAAGCUGGACUUCAUCCUCUCCAUGGUGGGUUAUGCAGUGGGGCUGGGCAAUGUCUGGAGGUUCCCGUACCUGGCCUUUAAGAAUGGGGGAGGUGCGUUUCUCAUCCCCUACCUGAUGAUGCUGGCUCUAGCCGGGAUUCCCAUUUUCCUCUUGGAAGUGUCACUGGGGCAGUUUGCUAGUCAGGGACCCGUGUCUGUUUGGAAAGCCAUUCCUGCCUUACAAGGCUGUGGCAUUGCGAUGCUGAUCAUCUCUGUUCUAAUAGCCAUAUAUUAUAAUAUUAUUCUGUGCUACACACUUUUCUACCUUUUUGCAUCCUUUGUACCUGUAUUACCUUGGGCUUCCUGUAACAAUCCCUGGAACACACCAGACUGUAAAGAUAAAAACAAACUUUUACUAGAUUCCUGCAUCAUUGGUGACCACCCUAAAAUACAAAUCAAGAACUCUACUUUUUGUAUGAGUGCCUAUCCAAACUUGACAAUGGUUAACUUCACCAGCCAAGGAAAUAAAACGUUUGUCAGUGGAAGUGAAGAAUAUUUCAAGUACUUUGUGUUGAAGAUUUCUGCAGGGAUUGAAUAUCCCGGUGAAAUCAGGUGGCCCUUGGUGCUCUCUCUCUUUCUGGCGUGGGUAAUUGUGUACCUAUCCCUUGCUAAAGGAAUCAAGACAUCAGGAAAAGUGGUGUAUUUUACUGCUACAUUCCCUUACGUAGUGCUUAUCAUCCUACUUGUCAGAGGAGUAACGUUGCCAGGAGCUGGGGCUGGAAUUUGGUACUUCAUCACGCCUAAAUGGGAGAAACUGGUGGAUGCAAUGGUGUGGAAAGAUGCUGCCACUCAGAUUUUCUUCUCCUUAUCUGCCGCAUGGGGAGGUCUAAUUACUCUCUCUUCCUAUAACAAAUUCCAUAAUAAUUGUUACAGGGACACGCUGAUAGUAACAUGUACCAACAGUGCCACAAGUAUAUUUGCUGGCUUUGUCAUCUUUUCAGUUAUUGGCUUCAUGGCAAAUGAACUUAAAGUAGAUAUUGAAGAUGUGGCCGAUCAAGGUCCAGGUAUUGCUUUUGUGGUUUACCCUGAAGCCUUAACAAGGCUUCCUCUCUCUCCAUUUUGGGCUAUAAUAUUCUUUUUGAUGCUUCUGACCCUUGGAUUGGACACUAUGUUUGCUACUAUUGAGACCAUAGUGACCUCCGUUUCAGAUGAGUUUCCCAAAUACUUACGUACUCACAAACCACUCUUCACUCUUGGUUGUUGCAUUUCCUUUUUCAUCAUGGGAUUUCCUAUGAUCACUCAGGGUGGAAUGUACAUGCUCCAGCUUGUGGAUACUUAUGCAGCCUCUUACUCUCUUGUCAUCAUUGCCAUAUUUGAACUUGUUGGGGUUUCAUACAUAUAUGGCUUGCAAAGAUUUUGUGAAGAUAUAGAGAUGAUGAUUGGAUUCCAGCCAAACAAAUUUUGGAGAGUCUGUUGGGCGUUUGUAACCCCAACCAUUUUAACUUUUAUUCUCUCCUUCAGUUUUUACCAGUGGGAACCAAUGACAUAUGGAGCUUACCACUAUCCUGGCUGGUCCAUGGUACUUGGAUGGUUGAUGCUGGCCUGCUCUGUUAUUUGGAUUCCAGUUAUGUUUGUAAUAAAAAUGCAUCUAGCCCCUGGCAAAUUUAUUGAGAGGCUCAAGUUGGUCUGCUCUCCACAACCUGACUGGGGCCCAUUUUUGGCUAAACAUCGUGGUGAACGUUACAAGAAUAUGAUUGAUCCAUUGGGAACUUCCUCCCUGGGACUUAAACUGCCAGUGAAAGAUUUAGAACUGGGGACCCAAUUCUAGUAAUUAUUAUAUUGGUGGCAAUAAUAUAUACAGCCUUUAUCUUAUUUUUCUUUUACUAGUUUCCUGAUGUGUCUUUUGUAAUUUUUCACAGUGCCUGAAAGUGGUUGCUUAGAAAGUAGGACUUAUUGUCGCAUGCCAUAGUAAAGAUCUAGACAGACCACUUUGAGUACUGUGUAAUGUGUGUGAGUGUGUGUGUUCUUUUUUUCCUAGUGGUGCCCACAGCUUUUUAUUUUCACCGUGACAGGGCAAUGUGGCACACUCCAACUUUUUCCAGGUCAGGCCUAACCUAACAGGCCUGGGCACUGUGAUUUAAGCAUUUAGGUAGGGAUAUGGCUUCAACCAACAUAGGACUAAUUCUGCUCUUUUGCACCCAGGGUCCCCUGUUGUAACAUGUAACCAUAAUGGGACUGAUAAUAUGUUAUCAGGGUAACCAGAGACCAAGGGAAUGAGAACAGAAUGUGGUUUGUAUGGCCAUAUUCUGACCUCCUUAAUGUUGAUGUAAAACUAGGGUGACUUUGACCUAAGUGGAGUCACUUAGAUUUAUGCCAGGCUCAAAAUUUGACCCACUCUGUCUGCAAAAAUUUCUUCUAUAAGCACUGAUUAUACUGACUUCUGGGCCUUGAGACAACAUUUAAACAGUGCACUGGUAUGUGAUACAUGGCAUCAGAAUAGAAAGGACUUAAUGAGCCAUUCAAUAUUUUUGAGCAAAAAUAUGAAAGCAAAUGUAAAAACUGAAUAUUUGAGAUUAGGACUAAAGCAGUAUUUGAGUCUGAAUACUGAUUUGAAAUUAUGCCAAGUACAGGCAGAUGGGCACCACUGUUUUAAUUAAUUUCAUGCAUUUCCAUUAAUAAUUUGGUAUUUGUCUUUUUCAUUAGCAAAUGUCUCAGUUAUACGGAGUAUCUAAAUCUUCGUUUCACUGGCAAACUGAAUAUACGAUAAGUGCAAAUGCAGUUUUAUUCGUGCCAUCCAAAUACUCUGAAUGUGGUUUCCAUGCUUUCUCUGCUUUUGUUUACAAUCUCUCCUCAAGAAGCCAUCAUAUAAUUUGUGCCUAAUUUUAUAUUCUUACAGUAGUAGGUAUAUUCGAGUUUCCACAUGAGAACAGUUAUUAGAACUUAGCCGUGCUGUUUAACUACGCGAUUCCCCUAUUUGUUCUCUUAUAAACUUCUUUAUAUAACUCAUAGAUGUAUUCUUCUCUUUCAACCAAUGGGGAAAUAGUAAGACCCCAAAUUGUCUAUAUAUUAUAUAUAUAUAUAGCGCACAAAUUUUUCAAAGCACUAUUCUCUCAUAACAAUCUGAAUGUAUAUAGCCUGCCUGCCUUUUUUUGCUGUCAACCCCCUCAUUAAAAAACGAACAAUAUAACACUGAAGUCACUAACACAGUUGCAACCUUAGAUAGACAAAACAAUAAAGAGGAGAAGGAAGAGCUUAGUAGAUUGCCAUUAUAACAACUUACAUUACCACACUACCUUCUAAACCACCGCAUUUUAGAAAUCCAAGAUAUAUGAAGAACAAUAUACGAGUAUUAGUCUUAAACAGUUCUGUUACCUAGGGGGCAGAGUAAAAAUAGAGCUUUUACGGGUACAUUUAAUUACCUGACUAGAAAUUACCCCCAUUUAUUGUAAAUGCACUAGAACGAGGGAGAAAAAUAUGUCUUCAAUAAUUGGCAAAACUGUAACCUUUAUUAUCCUGUUGUAGCCUAUACAUACAUAUAUGAGAUUUUUUUAAGAGUGAUCAGUGUUCAUGUAGUGUGUACUAGUGAUGUUUUAUGUCCCUAUAAAUAUCUUAUCAAUCAGUGUAGAGAUGGUGAGUUUAGAUUAGCUUAGCCUGUUUUUUUCCCCCACUGCUGUAGUAGCCAAUCUAAAUGUACUUUCCUUUUAGGGGACUGUUUAUGUCACGCUCUUAUUUUGUCUGUUAGUCUUUACAUUACAGGGUCUCAGGUAAAUCUUCAGUUAAUGUGUCAGUAGAUCUAUAGAUGUGAUGUUUUCAUCCCAUCAAAGAAAAAAACAAAAAACAAACUAGACCUUAAUGUAACAUUUUCAAAAUAAUCAUUUAGUGUGUGUGUGUGUGUGUGUGUGUGUGUGCGCGCGUGCAUGUGUGUAUAUACAAAAGUAUAUUAAAAAUAUUAAUCAUUUUGCUGAACUUUAUCUUUCACGGGGCAAAUAGUGUUGCCAGUUAUUGACACUGCUGGAGAUACUCAAUCCUCAGGCAGUACAUAUGAAGCACAAUCAAAUGAUUUGUCAUUAAAUGAAGUCAAAAUAGAUUUAAAAAUAGUCUGUUACCACCCCUUUACUCUGCAGCAUGCUCCCUUUAGUUUGGGGUCCUUGUCAGACCCUAUGUCGUGUAGAGCAUGAAGACUGUGACCCUUCCACGAGCAUCUCUGCCUUAAAGCUGUGCCAAAUUGAUUUGCCUUUGCCAGCUGUUUUAAUAGAGAGCUGCUAUUCCAACUCCUUCUGGGUUUUGUUUCCCUGAGUGAACUGUGUUUGAGAAGCUACCCCUGGCUUGACAUAAUGAAAUUUAAUAAAUACAAUCUGAAAAUUAGCCUCUCCAAACACCCAUGGCUGAGGGAAAGAAAUCUGUAAUAUACUAAAAUGAAUUACCAGCAAGCAGUCUUUCCAACUGGAAGGGUGAAAAAAAGAACCUAAAUUAAUUAGCACCACCUAGUGGGAAUCAUGCGUUUUCAUCAGGAUGAAUAGAUUUUGGAUUCAUCUUUACUGGAUAAAACCUAAGUUUGAUUUUGGAGCCCAACCUAUUUUCUACUAAUUACUGCUGUUGUGACUUUUAAAAAUAUAUAUUGUUAAUAUUGUCAGGUUUUUAUUUUCUAGGGACUGUGAGUUUGCUUAAUAGCUGUGAAUACUUUUCACUGGCUGGGUUAUUCUUUCAGAAGACGCAUUUGUUUGAACUGAGAGUAACUAUCAGUAUAAACUGGUUACUGCCAAAGUACAAGGACAGUCCUUGCUUGCAUAAAAGAUCUGUCAUUUAAAUGGACACUGUUUAGUUACAAUAUAUCCCCACCUAUGUCACUACUAAUAGUUUAAGUCAUUGGGGGCUAACCUUUUUUUGGGCAGGUGUGCCACAAAUUAGCCCAACGCCCUUCCCAAGUACCAUUCCUCUGCCUGCUCAGAUCCCUGCCCUGUGUUCCCUGCCUCAUCUGCUGCUCUGUUUUCUGCUUGCUGUCCUCUCUGCUACUGUGCUGCUUGUCCCCUCCCCAAUCUGUAGAGUGCUCCACACACAGGCUGCCUGUGCCAGUUGUGGCAUGCAUACCACUAGUUGGCCACCUUUGGCUUAAGUUAUUAAAAGGAGUGACCAUGAAAAAUCUAAAUUAGUUUUCCUGAUGCUUUUGGUCAGACUAGUUUUUAUUUCUCAGGCUUUGGUCCUGCUCCUAUUGAAGUUAGUAUUACAGGGUUUGGUCUUCCAUUGGAACUUUGAAAAUAGGCUAGUCCGUCUCAUUUUGCUUCUAGCCAGUUUUGCUUCCAGGUUCUUCUGUGCCAGGGUUUGGCUAUCAGAGAUGUCAGGGGCAAAUUAAAUAAAUGCAAAAACAUAGAAUCAAAACUGUGAAAAGAGUGGAAAUGUUUCUGUUAUAGUCUUAAAAUGUUUUCUACACAAUUUACCAAAACAAAAUGUUGAGCUGAAAUUACCCAGCAGCAUCCUCUGCAAUGAAAAGUGGUGUUAUAGUUGAAGAAAGCAUUUAAUUUCUCAGUCUAGUAUUGUUUGCAGAAACUUUUUGUGCAUUUUCUUAAAAAAAAAAAGAAAGAAUUUGAGUAACACUGAGUAAAUGCCAGAAAAUAUGUUUAAAAGAGCAGGGAAGAAAAGCCAUAUUUGCAAAAAAGGUGACCUAUAUAUAGUCUAUCGGUUUUGCAAGUAAAAAAAAAAAA
Gavialis gangeticus (Gharial) is the source of this 6280-nucleotide messenger RNA. It is a transcript of the gene SLC6A5, whose product is annotated as solute carrier family 6 member 5. Gene Ontology annotation, cellular component: membrane. NCBI's taxonomy places the organism in Eukaryota, Metazoa, Chordata, Crocodylia, Gavialidae. Gene Ontology annotation, molecular function: glycine:sodium symporter activity. The record is from RefSeq and is a predicted model, not a curated record. Gene Ontology annotation, biological process: synaptic transmission, glycinergic; sodium ion transmembrane transport; glycine import across plasma membrane. Bases 1 to 2409 code for a protein of 802 amino acids. The transcript is spliced from 16 exons.